UUCUUGCCACGCCGUUAGAUGGCAGCAGCUACGACUAAAUUCUUUUACUCAGUCGGACGUCGGCUGUGACGUCAUAUCCUUAUUUACGGCUGGACGGAAACAUGGCGUUAUUUCCAGCUUUUGCAGAAGUGUCAAACGAACCGAAUAAAGAUUCAUUAAAAGAACCUGACUGGCUAAAGAAUAAAAGUUAUCAGACCAGUGAUGCCCUCGAUCUUCAUAACCGCUUUCUAAAUAAGAACAUAGAGGCACCAAGUGAGACAGAAUCAAGUCUUAGCAGGGAUGAUGAAGAAAACGACUCCCCAAUCAAAAAGAAGAAAAAGAGGGCAGAUAAGAAAAAAAAGAAGAAGAAGAAACACAAAAAGAAAAGUAGCAAAUAUUCAGACAGCAGUGAGUCUGACUCUGAAAUUGUCUUUCCAAGUGAUCUGAAACGAGAGCAGGAAGCUGCCAGCUCCAAAACUGCUAAAAUUGGAAAUAAUUUUUCCUGGUUGGAUGAUCUUCCAUUUCCUACUGUGCAGCCGUUCUGUGUAGAUAAUAAACCAGACCCUGCCAACUGGACAUACAAGUCUUUGUACAGAGGAGACGUUGCAAGGUACAAGCGGAAAGGAAACUCAUCUUUAGGUCUGGACCUUCGCAAGCAGGAGAUCAGCUGGGAGGAAUCAGACUCCUCUAAGAAGCAGAAAGGCAAGGAGAAAAGAAAAUUGGAGGGAAGAUACUACUCUUCAGCAAGUCGCCAACUUCUAAAGGCUGAAAACCCUGUGGCAGCAUUACCUAAAACUCCUGAUUCUAGUGAUGUCCUCAGUGAUAUCACCUUCAUCCCAGUUGAAGAGGACUGGGAUAAAAAGAAAAAGGAGGCUGGAACCAUAUUGCAGCCGUCAUCAACAAACCCCCUUGGUGUUUACGACUCCUCCACGGCCUUGUGGCUUCAAGGAAAAGGAAAGGAGGAGCAAAAGGAGGAAGGCCCGGAAGUGGAGCAGCGCGAAGUGCCAACGGUCAACCGGACUGAAGAGUUCAACAGACAGCUUAGAGAACAACCAUCAGAUACAAAGCUUUGGAUAAAGUACAUACACUAUCAGGAUGAGAUCAGUGAGGCACUUUUUGGUGACAACGAGGAGCAACAGGGCAAAGAUGGAUCUGAACGCCGCAAGUCAUCUUAUCGAGCAGUCCUUGAGAAGAAGUUAAGCAUAGCUGAGCGAGCUGUGGCCACUAACCCGGGCAGCAUAUCUCUACAGAGGGAACGACUCAAGAUCUGUCAGGAGCUCUACGAGCCCUCGGCUCUGGCUAAGGAGUGGAAAAAACUGGUUUUCCUUCACCCAAACAGUGGCACCCUGUUGAAGGAGUAUCUGCUCUUCACGCAGAGCUACUUUAGUAACUUCACAGUAUCAAAAGUAAACUCUGCCUAUGGGAAGUGUCUCAGCAUGCUGAGUGCUGUCAGAGAUGGCAGCAUGGUCUCUCACCCAGCUUUGCCAGGAACUGAUGAGGACAUACUGGAUAUCUUCACCCAGCAGUGUCACUUCCUGAGACAAUGUGGUCACAUGGAGAAAGCCAUUUCACUCUUUCAGGCCAUGAUGGACUUCACCUUCUUCAAACCAGACAGUGUGAAAGACCUGAAGACCAAGCAGCAGAUCGAAUUCUUUGAGCCGUUCUGGGACAGCGGGGAGGAAAGAGUUGGCGAGUUUGGUGCCAAAGGAUGGAAAACCUGGAUGCAUCAACAAGAGCGAGGAGGCUGGAUCCAACCCAGUGCUGAGGAUGAAGAGGAAGAGGAAGAGGAGGAGGAGGAGGAGGAGGAGAUAAAGGACCGGAGUCUACCUAGGUGGAAAGUUUGGCUGGACUUGGAGUCGUCUCGUGAAGCAUCUCAGUGGUUACCAUGGAGACCUGAUAAAGCAAAGGGCCAUUCAGAAGAGGACUGUGAGGAUCCAGACAGACAGGUGUUGUUUGAUGACAUUGGACCAUCCUUAAUUUGCCUGUCUUCCCCGGAGCUUCAGCUCAGAUUCCUGCAGCAUUUUCUGUCUUUCCUGGGCCUUCCUGUGGACCCUGCAGUCUGUGCCCAACUCAGCCGAACUGGACUGCUGCUGGAAGAUCUCUCGCUGUUUACCCAAGGUAGUGACCCAAAGUGCCCCCUGACCUACCUCCACAAUCAAGUUCCUGUGCUCAACUCUGUGGGUCACAUGACUACCUUGCAAGGAACAAGAAAGUUUGUUGGGCUCGGCAGACAGGGCGAGCGCUUUCUCUCCAAUGUUGUCAACAUGAUCCAGCCUGUCCUGUCUGCCCAACAACAAGCAGUCCUGUCCCUCAGCUUGAUGCAGUAUGAAAAACAGAAGGUGCUGCGCUGCCUGACCAGCAACAAAAGAUUCAUGCGCUCUCAGGGCAAGCGCAGCAAGCGCGUGGCCAAGCGCUUGCUGAAAGAACCUGCCAAUCGCUCGUCUCUGACCUUGUGGCAGGAGUACGGACACCUAGAGUGGAUCCUGGGCAACAAGGACGAGGCCAGGAAAGUGUUCUCCGCAGCAAGUGAAAUUGCGGGAAACAAAGGACUGAAAGUACCUGACCUGUUAGAGUUGUGUCUGCUGUGGGCUCAGCUGGAAGUGGAAGAUGCAGGAAGUGGACAAGUUGAUUUGGCAUUGUCUCCAGCUGUUUGCAUAUUAGCAAAGGUAACAGAGGGUGCAUCACCCUCUCCAUCACCACUCUCUCCUGUCUCGAUCCUGAAAGCGAGGAAGUUGUAUGAACAAACCUUGAAUGCCAGCUUAUCUGCACUUGACAGCGAUCCAGGAGCUGGUAACAAAGAUCAGAUGGGCAUGCAAGGAAAGCCCCCCCGGCUGAGAGGGCUGGUCGGUUGUUACGCUCUCUUCCAGUACCUGACGGUGGGCAUACAGGCGGCCAACAGCAUCUACACCCAGGCGAGGGAGAGGAUGGAGCGGCAGUGUAGCCUGUUGACUGGUGCUAGUAGUUCUGUGUCAGGGGACCAUCUAAUGAAUAGACACUACAUAAGAAGUUUUGAGUCUGAGUGUGAGCACUUAGCAGUGGAGCAAGCAUCCCUGCUACAGCACCACAACACUGUCAGCGUUUUUCCUCUGGCCACACUGAGGGAGACGCUAACCUUGUCUUUGUCAUCAUGGUCCAACAACGCCCCCCUCUGGAGCAUGUAUUUGCAGUUGGAAAACCGGUACCAUAGUGCUGGCAGGGCGCGUCGUUUCUUUCACUCCGUCACCCAGGGCAACAGCCGUGUUGUUCCACGACUCUUUGCAAUUGUUGCGGAACAACAGAGGAAGCAGUUGGUGGAUGCUUGCCAAAGGUCAUGCCGAAUCGAUGCCCCCUUGACUGUCAUUCCUGAAAAUGGUCUCAGCAACCGCAUCCGAGGACUGUUUGAAAGCGCGGUGGCCACAGACGUUGGUGCUCAUUGUCCCCUGGUUUGGAGGAUGUACAUGUAUUUCCUGGUGUCUGAAGGGAAGGUGGAAAAAGCGAGAGGCCUCUUUUAUAAGGCCUUGCAGAACAUUCCAUGGGCCAAGGGUUUGUACAUGGACGCUGCACUGCUGUUCCCUGAACAUCUGCAAGAGUUUGUAGAUCUCAUGACGGAGAAGGAAAUUCGACUGCGGCUGCCUUUGGAGGAAUUAGAUAUUCUUCUGGAAGACUGAGGAGAUUGAUGGCUUCUGAACUGAAAUCACGUUUUUGUACUACACAAUUUAUGACUGUAAAGUAAAAACAUUUUUGAGCGUUGGAUGGAUUUUCAGUCUCUUGGAAUAAAGAAAAAAGU
This is a messenger RNA of Synchiropus splendidus (mandarinfish), 3745 nucleotides long. RefSeq names its product NRDE-2, necessary for RNA interference, domain containing (gene nrde2). Gene Ontology annotation, biological process: RNA processing; negative regulation of RNA catabolic process; regulatory ncRNA-mediated post-transcriptional gene silencing. Lineage: Eukaryota; Metazoa; Chordata; Actinopteri; Syngnathiformes; Callionymidae. The coding region runs from base 102 to 3626 and encodes 1174 amino acids. The record is from RefSeq and is a predicted model, not a curated record. Gene Ontology annotation, molecular function: protein binding. The transcript has 19 exons. Gene Ontology annotation, cellular component: catalytic step 2 spliceosome.